AUGGACGAUUCCUCUUCCUCCGGCAGCGAGGACAGUCUCACGACCAAGCGGACAUGGCGCGAGUACCUCAAGGAAGAGGUGACUCGGGACUGGACCGACCUCGUCCUGCUCGUCGGAUGCUUUGCGACGGGUCUGCUGGACGCGGCGGUGUUUAACGUUUGGUCCUGCUUCGUCUCGAUGCAGACAGGAAACACAGUCUACGUCGGGCUAGGCAUAACCUCUCAGCCCUAUUCGCAGCCCUAUCGCUGGGUCAAAUCAGGCACGUCCGUCCUCUCCUUCAUCCUCGGUUCCUUCCUCUUCUCGCGCCUCUCCUCCUCCCUCUCUCCACUCCGCCGCUCCACCCUGAUCCUCACCUCGACCCUCCAAGCACUCCUCAUACUCAUCUCUGCCCUGCUCUCUCAACUUGAUAUCGUCCCGCGCGGCGCGGGCGAUCUCGUCCCCGACAACCUGAUCGUCCUCCUCCCGCUCUCCCUGCUCGCCAUGGCCGCCGGCGGGCAGUGCGUCCUCUCGCGCGUACUAGGGUAUAAUGAGGUACCGACGGUAGUGCUCACCUCGGCGUACUGCGAUCUGGUGAUGGAUGAGAAGGUGUUCAGCGGGGUGACGGGGAAUAGUAAGCGGAAUAGAAGGGCGAUGAGCGCGAUGCUGUUGUUGGGCGGGGCGGCGAUUGGGGGGUGGAUGACCAAGGAGCAGAAGAUUGAGGGGGCGCUGUGGAUCGUCGGUGGGGUCAAGGUGGGGAUGGCGUUGCUUUGGGUGGGGUGGAAGGCGGAGGGGAGGGGGAUCAGGCUGGCGUGA
Molecule: messenger RNA, 792 nt
Organism: Dioszegia hungarica
Lineage: Eukaryota; Fungi; Basidiomycota; Tremellomycetes; Tremellales; Bulleribasidiaceae
Product: DUF1275 domain protein
Exons: 2
Coding region: 1-792 (263 amino acids)
Source: RefSeq, a predicted model, not a curated record